AUGUCGACGUUGCUGGGACCUCCUUCACCGUCGCCCACUCCUCACAGCACGGACAGCAUGACAACGACCCAGCCUAGUGUUGAGAGCGACGAAGCAUGGGCGACGCGAGAAGGACUGCCCAGCUUCGAAGAGCCAUUCUUGCAGAAGUAUCUCGACGCCCGAGACAAUCUCAUUGCCCAGGAGAAGGCACAGCGUAGCGACCAUGUCUUCCGCGAGACGCUCUCACCCAUGGCGAGAGAAGCCUCCAUCAUCGUCUCGGCCAUUCGCGAACAGGAGCAGCAGACACUGUGGCAGACCAGCGUCGAGGACGAACUAGCCGAAACAACCCAAGGCCCCAUCUUCCCAGGCAUGAUGUUCACCCUAGCCAAGGAACGCAUGGAGAUGAGCAGACUUUGGAAGAUAGUCAGGAAGAUGCCGAAGGGUGCCCUGUUGCAUUGCCAUCUGUUCGCCAUGGGGGACAUGCACAAGCUUCUCGACUUCGCCUUCGACACUCCAGGCCUCUGCAUCUACUCCGACCACUCACUACACACCAAAGAGCUUCGUUUCAAUCAUCGGUAUCCAUUCUCGUUCUGCUACGCCAAGCCAGAAUCAACACAGAGCAGUACCUCGUUAUGGACAGAAUCAUACAAGACCAACGACAAAGUUCCAAUCUCGACAGCAGCAGAAAGCUUUCCCGACGCUGGCAAAGAAGGCUUCAUCAAAUGCUUCAUCUCGAGAGCAACCAUCGCCGAGGAAGAGUCCAUCUCACAACACCUAGGCCCAAACGCCAUCUGGGAGAAAUUCAUCUCCUGCUUCGGCACCGUCCGAGGUCUGGUCCGCUACGAGCCCAUCUUCCGAAAGUUCAUGCAGCAUGUCCUGUCAGCACUUUACGAAGACGGCGUGCGAUGGGUAGACAUCAGAUCCGAUUUCAGCGCACCAUACUAUGCAGAAGGCUCCGAGACACCAGAAGCGGAUGACUUCCUCUUGCUCGAACACAUGGAAGAUGAAAUCGAAAAGUUCAAGUCCUCACCAGAAGGACAAGGGUUCUGGGGCGCACGCUUAAUAUGGACCACGAUCCGACAUGGUCCACCCAAAGUCAUCGUCGAAGACAUGAAACGCUGCAUCGCCAUGAAGCAGGAAUUUCCCGAACUUUUGGGAGGCUACGACCUCGUCGGCCAAGAAGAUCUCGGCCGACCAUUGACAGAUCUCCUCCCGGAACUGUUCUGGUUCAAGAAGUCCUGCGCGGAACAUGGCGUUGAUAUCCCCUUCUUCUUCCACGCCGCAGAAACUCUCGGUGACGGCGACAGUGUAGAUGAGAACAUCUACGAUGCCAUCCUUCUCGGGACCCGCCGCAUCGGACACGGUCUCACCCUCUACCGCCAUCCACUCCUCUGUGAAAUGGUCAAAGACAAGAAGAUCCUCAUCGAAUCCUGCCCAGUCUCGAACGAAGUGCUCCGCUUCACUGGCAGCAUCAUGUCGAACGUGCUCCCAGCACUCCUCGCUCGCGGUGUACCUUGCAGUCUGUCCAACGAUGAUCCGGGCAUUCUAGGCCAAGGAGCAAGCGGCAUGAGCCAUGACUUCUGGCAAGCACUUCAGGGUUGGGAGAAUCUUGGACUGCCCGGUCUGGCCAGCUUAGCGGAGAAUAGCGUGCGGUGGGCGAACUACGAGGACUGCACCGCGAAAGGGUGGAAGCAGAGUAUCCACGAUGGGGCGUAUGGCAAAGACGUGCGAGCACAACGGCUGAAGGAGUUCGCAGCUGAAUUCGAGAAGUUCUGUGAGUGGGUCGUGUCAGAGUUUGCGACGGAUGUGGAUAUCAGUACACUCGACUGA
Fulvia fulva is the source of this 1809-nucleotide messenger RNA. Its product is annotated as Adenosine deaminase 2-A. Lineage: Eukaryota; Fungi; Ascomycota; Dothideomycetes; Mycosphaerellales; Mycosphaerellaceae. The record is from RefSeq and is a predicted model, not a curated record. Gene Ontology annotation, molecular function: adenosine deaminase activity. The transcript has a single exon. Gene Ontology annotation, biological process: adenosine catabolic process; inosine biosynthetic process. The coding region runs from base 1 to 1809 and encodes 602 amino acids.